Messenger RNA from Glycine soja, 646 nucleotides. Its product is annotated as piezo-type mechanosensitive ion channel homolog. The transcript is spliced from 4 exons. The coding region runs from base 1 to 459 and encodes 152 amino acids. Lineage: Eukaryota; Viridiplantae; Streptophyta; Magnoliopsida; Fabales; Fabaceae. The record is from RefSeq and is a predicted model, not a curated record.
AUGACGAGGUUUAUCCCUGGAUUCGCAUUGCCUAUGCUCCUUUUAAUAGCAUCUAUGCUUAACUGGAGUUUGAUAUCUUUGCUUGAUUUGAUGGCAUUUCUUUUCAUUCAGUACACUGCUUCUAGAAAGGGAUUUCGUGCCCAUCAACAAUCUUUGAUAUCAUGGUCUGUGCUAAUGUUAUCCUCUCUGACCCUACUCUCACAUGCCGUAUUUCAUAUUGUUUUGGUCAUUGAGGGGGAUCAGUGGAGUACUGUUGACGCUCAGUGGGCUCAGCUGAUUGGAUUUAUAAGAGUGCAGUCAUGGAAGACUUUGCUGAGAGAGUACUUUUUGGUCACACAAGUAUUAGCAACCUUUCUUUCUAUAAUUGAAAUCCAUGGAAAUGGAUCUAGACAAGAUGCAUGGAGAGAUUUUCAUUCUGGACACCUAUGUUCUUCUGUUCUGCUGAUAGGUUUGCCAUAAAAACUUCUCUUUUUGCCCUAACUUUUGCUUUGGGUUAGGGUUGUGUUGCUUUUCUCCCGUGCUCUGCUCAUGUUUGUUUAAAACGAGUUACUAUUACUGAUAUACAGAGGUACAUUUUGCAUUAUUGAUUAUUUGGAGUUUGUUUCUGUCUUCUUUUCCUGUAUUUAUUUUUCAAGGAUGGUUUUGG